Entamoeba invadens IP1 is the source of this 1407-nucleotide messenger RNA. RefSeq lists its product as hypothetical. Lineage: Eukaryota; Evosea; Mastigamoebida; Endamoebidae. The record is from RefSeq and is a predicted model, not a curated record. The transcript has a single exon. Bases 1 to 1407 code for a protein of 468 amino acids.
AUGAAUAUCGAAUUAACAGUGAUUGGUCUUCGAGAUUUACACGCCGACGAACUUCCAAUUAAUCCUUUUGUCAAGUUUGUUGUAGGAAAGAACUCUUAUGAAACGACACUGCGCCGUAACACAUUUUAUCCAGAUUAUAAUCAGAAGUUUUAUUUUACAGUCUUACCACAUACCACACUUUCUUUUAAAAUAAUGACUUAUAAUUUCUUUGGCAAAAACACAGAAAUUGGCAACAUGCAGUGGACGAUAUCUCAGUUGAUAUUAAAUAACACAAGACACGAAACAACUUCAGUAUUUCCACGAGGUAAAUUUAUAUUUUCAGUGAAGUGUUUAAAAGGCGGACUUCCAAAUUAUAUGACUCCAUAUAUUGACCCAAGUAUAACAUGUUUUCUCAAAAUAACAGUUAAUAGCAUAUAUGGGACUAGUAGAGCCUUUUUCAAUAAAUUUGGACUUAAUUCCGAAAAAACAAAAGCCGUUUAUAAUAGUUCAAAGGAAUUGACAAGCGUCAAGUUUGAAGCCAAAACUUUGACGUAUUCGACAAGGGUUAAUGUCAAAAAGAUUAUUGAUAACAACUAUCCUACACAGUCUUCAGAUAUUUUGUCAUAUUCAGAGUGUUGUUCUAUUUAUAUAGAAGGAAGUGUAUGUGCCUUCAUCGACUUUUCCGCGCUCUUCUUUGAAAAUAUCAAUACAGAAAAGUCGAUGUCAUUAAGUACCGUACAGUACCAAAUCCCUGAUUUUCGCACCAAUGAAAUACAAGACUUGCACAUCAGUGGCACCAAUGGACUAUCUUUUUUCUUGACAAUUGAGUGUUUACGUAGUGUCUAUCUUCACGUUGAUCCCCGUUUAUUACCACCUCCAAACGACUCGCCAUCAAACAGAGGUUUUCCUUGUGAAGUUGACAUUUUGCAAAUUGGUAACAUGAACGAGUUAUGUAAAAAACAUAAUUUUCUUUUUCCUUCAAUUCAAUUGGAAUAUCAAAACGUCCAAUAUAAAACUUCUUGGAUGUUUGAAAAAAGAAAUGGAAAGGUUCCAGAAGGGUGGUUCCAAGGAUUCUUAAUUCCUAUUCUCACUGGUACAACGUUUUGGUUGGAACUCACGUUUAGAAACUAUCCAGAGUUUAGGGAGAGAACAGCGUUUAGGGAGAAAUGUGUGUGGCCCGAUUUUGAAGGGAAAAAUAAAGUAAAAUUCGAUGUUAAUUUACAAACGGUGAUGAAAGGCGCUAUUCUAAAAAUGGAAUUUAAACGAAUAAGAGAAGUUUCUGCAACAUUUUUGAAAGCUAUGGUAAACGGAAUACCAAAAAUAACAGAGCAACAUGAAAUAGGUAUAAACGAAAAGGAAUUAAAAAGUGAUGAAAAUCAAGUAGUGGUCGAAUCAAAAAUAGAGGGAUUUUCUCCUUUUUCACAUUAA